AUGAAAUCAGAGCUCAACCUCGACCUACCUAUCGCAUCAAGAGUCGAAUAUUUAGCAGUUCAAGCCAAUAUCAACGAACUCAACAUCGGCAUUGUUGUAUUUUACAAUCCAUCCUGUUCGAAUCAGCAGUUUAGCCAGAGCUACGAGAAACUCUUGAUAGAUUUGCUCGAUUUUGGUUUCGACCGGAUGUUCUUAGUGGGCGAUUUUAAUAUUAAUAUAACAGCACUACAACCCUCAGUAAAUCUAGCCGCAUUAAUUCAGCUUAAUCGUACGUUCAAUUUGACAGUACUUCCCACAGAUGCCACCCGUAUCACCGAUAACAGUUCUACAACAAUUGAUCUCCUAAUAACCGACUCACCGCAAAAUGUUGUCAAGUCCAAAACUGCCAGCGCAAACAUCUCCGACCACGAGAUAAUCUACCUCCUCACUAACGUUCGAAUACAGAAACCUCCACCACAGUCCAUCCGUGUAAGAAACUUUCGUAAUGUCAACCAACUACAACUACAAGCUGAUUUCCAAACAACAGAUUUUCAACCCAUCUACAAUACAGAAGAUCCUCACACUAAAGCAGAUCUUCUCGCUACGGAGCUUAAGAAUCUUCUGCAACGGCAUGCCCCUGAACGGACAAUUACAGUACGCGACAAACGCACACCCUGGAUCACAAAUGAAAUCAAGCAAGCUGCAGCACUUAGAGACCUCGCAUUUGUACUGUACUCACGUAACCCAAAUAGAGCACGAGGUGAUAAUCAAUGGGAUGAUUACGUCAGAAAGCGGGACAGAGCCAGAUCUCUUAUCUUUUCGGCCAAGAAGCGGUACGCUGAGCUACAUUUCGACCAUAACCUGCCGGCGAAAAAACUUUGGAGCAACCUACGAAGAGAAGGAAUCCACAACAACGUAAAAAAGAACACACCAGUCGACCACGUUGAUGUUGAUGAACUCGAUCAGUUUUUCUCGGAGGGACAUCUUCAACUUCAAACUACGAGCCCGGAACCAGCAGUAAGUGAACCACACCACCGCUCAGUUGUUGAUCGAGGUGCACCCGAGUUCCGUUUUCGACUAACCAACAUUGAUGAAAUAUGCCGAAAGAUACAUGAAAUUCAAACAAACGCCGUAGGAUCAGAUGGCAUUCCCAUCUCGUUCAUCAAGCUGCUCUGUCCGUUCGUUCUCCCGCUGCUGUGCCACCUUUUCAACACAAUAAUCACCACUAACACCUUUCCAUCUACGUGGAAAAAAGCAAUCAUUACACCAAUACCUAAGACCUCUAAUCCCAUCCAACCUAAGGACUUCCGUCCAAUCAGUGUCCUGCCAGCAAUAUCAAAGAUCCUGGAGAAAAUCUUGCUUUCUCAAAUAACUGAACACCUCGAGAGUACCAACCCACCAUUAUUAGCAAAUCAUCAAUCUGGGUACAGGAAAGGCUACAGCACGACAACAGCACUGACGAAAGUAACCCACGAUAUUUUCUGCAGUUUUGACAGAAACCACGGCACCGUCAUGGUGCUGGUAGACUUCUCGCUGGCUUUUAACUGCGUGAAUCACCGUAUACUAAAGGCCAAAUUACGCGACGAAUUUCAUUUCUCGCAAGCUGCCCGCAGCCUUGUUUCAUCGUUCCUUGAACAGCGCAGCCAAUCGGUUCGCAUCGGAAACGAUUCCUCACCUAGCCGCACGGUCCCCGAUGGAACACCGCAAGGUUCUUGUUUAAGCGCGUUGCUGUUCAGCCUCUAUAUAAAUAGCCUACCAGCAGCACUUAAGUCUAAUUACCAACAUUACGCCGAUGACCUUCAGAUUUAUAUCUCUGGACCUGUAGCUGAAAUAGACAGACUUAUAGCCAAUAUUAAUGAAGACCUUGCUAUGAUAGUCCGCUGGGCUAAAACAAACCGCCUCUCUCCCAACCCGAAAAAGACACAAGCAAUCAUUUUCAACAGAACUGGCACUAUAACACCGCCGAAUGCUAUUAAAUUUAGCGGAGAAACGAUUUCAUUAUCCAGCAAAGUAAUAAACCUCGGUCUACAGAUGGACAGCAAUCUCUCCUGGUCCAACCAGGUCAACGAUGUGGUUCAGAAGGGUACCUUCGAACUUUCCGAAGAUUUGCUCCAGUUCUCUCGCUGCCAACAAGACUUAAGCUGGUACGAUCUGUGA
Topomyia yanbarensis is the source of this 2136-nucleotide messenger RNA. RefSeq lists its product as uncharacterized. The coding region runs from base 1 to 2136 and encodes 711 amino acids. The transcript has a single exon. Lineage: Eukaryota; Metazoa; Arthropoda; Insecta; Diptera; Culicidae. The record is from RefSeq and is a predicted model, not a curated record.